This is a messenger RNA of Suricata suricatta (meerkat), 2294 nucleotides long. It is a transcript of the gene WDR43, whose product is annotated as WD repeat domain 43. The transcript has 18 exons. Gene Ontology annotation, biological process: maturation of SSU-rRNA from tricistronic rRNA transcript (SSU-rRNA, 5.8S rRNA, LSU-rRNA). NCBI's taxonomy places the organism in Eukaryota, Metazoa, Chordata, Mammalia, Carnivora, Herpestidae. Bases 22 to 2064 code for a protein of 680 amino acids. The record is from RefSeq and is a predicted model, not a curated record. Gene Ontology annotation, cellular component: nucleolus. Gene Ontology annotation, molecular function: protein binding.
UGCCGCGGAGCCAGGGCAGCAAUGGCGGCGGGCGGCGGAGGUGUUGCCGACCCCCUGUCCCCGGCAGGGGUUCCCUGCGCCUUCUCCCCCCUGAACCAGGCCUACUUCGCUUUGGCGUCUGCCGACGGUCAGUUGCGAGUGUGGGAGACAGCCAACAAUAGGCUGCACCAAGAGUACGUGCCUUCCGCGCACCUCAGCGGAACCUGCACCUGCCUGGCCUGGGCGCCAGCGCGGCUGCAGGCCAAGGAAAGUCCCCAGAGGAAAAAAAGGAAAUCAGAAGCUAUAGGAACGAGUAACCAGAUUGAUUUGUUGGCCCUUGGCACAGCAGUUGGUAGUAUUUUAUUAUACAGUACAGUAAAAGGAGAAUUACACAGUAAAUUGAUAAGUGGUGGACAUGAAAACAAGGUCAAUUGCAUACAGUGGCAUCAAGACAAUGGCUGUUUGUAUAGUUGUUCAGAUGAUAAACAUAUUGUGGAAUGGAAUACACAGACAUGCAAAGUAAAGUGCAAAUGGAAAGGUGACAAUAGUAGCGUCAGCUCCCUGUGUAUUAGCCCAGAUGGAAAGAUGUUGCUUUCAGCUGGUCGAACAAUCAAACUAUGGGUUUUGGAGACCAAAGAAAUCUACAGACAUUUCACAGGACACGCAACGCCUGUUUCCUCACUCCUCUUCACUACUGUCAGACCUCCUAGUGAGAGCCAGCCCUUUGAUGGGGUCACCGGCCUUUAUUUCCUGUCGGGAGCAGUGCAUGACCGGCUACUUAACGUCUGGCAGGUCCGGUCAGAAAACAAAGAAAAGAAUGCAGUGAUGUCUUUCACAGUUACAGAUGAACCUGUCUAUAUUGACUUGACGUUGUCAGAAAAUAAAGAAGAGCCUGUCAAGUUAGCUGUUGUUUGCAAAGAUGCUCAAGUUCAUCUUUUUGAACACAUAUUAAAUGGAUACUGCAAAAAGCCUUUGACUUCAAAUUGCACAAUUCAGAUAGUGACACCUGGGAAAGGCAAGAAAUCAACACCAAAACCCAUUCCUAUUCUAGCAGCUGGGUUUUGCUCAGACAAAAUGUCAUUGUUGCUUGUAUAUGGCAGUUGGUUUCAGCCCACCAUUGAGCGAGUGGCUUUAAGUUCCAAAGAACCUCACAUGUGUUUAGUAAGAGACAUUUCAAACUGCUGGGCCCCCAAAGUAGAGACGGCUAUAACAAAGGUGAGAACACCAGUGAUGAAUUGUGAAGCAAAAGUUCUGGUACCUGGGGUGCCUGGUCAUCAUGCGGCGAUCAAGCCUGCUCCUCCACAAACCGAGGAAGGAGAGAGCAAGAGGAAAUUAGGGGAGAAUGAGAUUAGCAUUGAAGAGCGCCUGGGAGCACUGGAUAUAGAUACAAAGAAAGAAAAGGAUGACCUUCCACAGACAAAUAGCUUUCCAGUUCUUCUCACACAGGGUUUAGAAAGUAAUGAUUUCGAAAUGCUAAACAAAGUACUUCAAACUAGGAAUUUAAACCUAAUUAAGAGGACUGUGCUAAGGAUGCCCCUGCAUGCUGUUAUUCCACUGUUGCAAGAGCUUACAAAAAGAUUGCAGGGACAUCCCAAUAGUGCUCUUUUAAUGGUUCAGUGGCUAAAAUGUGUGUUAACGGUCCACGCAUCGUACCUAUCCACAUUGCCUGAUCUGGUACCCCAGCUGGGGACGUUAUACCAGUUAAUGGAAAGCAGAGUAAAAACUUUCCAGAAACUCUCCCACCUUCAUGGAAAGCUUAUUCUUCUGAUCACCCAAGUCACAGCUUCAGAGAAAUCAAAGGGAAUGACUUGUCCUGAGCAAAAGGCAAAAUUGGUAUAUGAGGAAGAGUCUUCUGAAGAGGAGUCAGAUGAUGAAAUAGAGAAGGACUCUGAUGAUAACUGGGAUGAAGAUGAUGAAGAUAAAGAAAGUGAAAAAGAUGAGGAUGUUGAUGAAGAGAAUGAAGAGGAAGAGGAAGAUACUGAAGAAAAAGACGAGGAAAAUGGUGAGGACAGAGAUGUGGCAAGUGAGAAGGAAUUAAAUGGAGAUUCUGAUUUAGAUCCUGAAAAUGAAAGUGAAGAAGAAUGAAGAUGGACAAACAGCCAGUGGAACACUGUAGCCUCUGGCUCCCCUUGCCCAGGGCUGCCGAGUUCUCCUGGGAGGGCUGGCUCUGGGACAGACGCCAGGGGCCGCUGCACGUCUCCAAAUUCCUCCUGGUGGUUCCCACGCCGUCUUGCUGUCCUGAGCACCCCAGACUUAACUGUGUAAAUAAGAGUGUUUCAUUCAAAUGUUAAUAAACUUUACACAGUAAAUAGACA